Bombina bombina (fire-bellied toad) is the source of this 724-nucleotide messenger RNA. RefSeq lists its product as uncharacterized. NCBI's taxonomy places the organism in Eukaryota, Metazoa, Chordata, Amphibia, Anura, Bombinatoridae. The record is from RefSeq and is a predicted model, not a curated record. Bases 134 to 469 code for a protein of 111 amino acids. The transcript has 3 exons.
AUUCAGUGUCACAAAGAACAGGCGCACACAGAAGUUACCUAGAACAACGGCGCAUCCCACAGUGCUGAAUUGCAACUACACUCAGCUUCCGCACAGCUAACUGGUCGUAGGCGUUGCCCAAUCUACGAUCAACAUGACAAAGUCUGGGGAGGAGGCAGCACAGCAACUACAGGCUCCUCCUUCACCUAGGUAUGAGAGUGAUGGAGAUGACUGGCCACCUCGGGGAGACAUGGAAGACAUCCCUCUAUCCCCAUCUUCUGAAGAAGCCCCCACUGCAGAAGAGAUCCCUGCAGUAGCCCCUCCUCCACUAGAAGCCCCUCCUGCACCAGCAGCCCCUCCUGCACCAGCAGCCUGCAGUGCACCAGCAGCCCGCCGUGCACCAGCAGCCCCUCAGGAGGAGAUAGCAGAGGUGCAGAUAUUAAUAGAUUUUCUGGAAGAGAUGCGUGCCUCCCGGAGGGAAAAUGUGUAAAGCAGAAUCCAGCUGACAGAAGCAAUUAAUGCCAUUCGACAAGACCAAAGACAGCUUAUCCAACACUAAAGAGAGCUUCUCCAAGAACAAAGAGAGCUUCGCCAAGACCAAAGAGAGAUCUUGCAUAUUCUCAGAGAUAUAUUGCAGGUCCUCCGGGAGGCGCAUAAUGCACCAUCUGCUGCUGUGCCAUCUGCCGCUGGGCCAUCUGCUCCUGGUACUCCUCAAUCUCCUCCUCAGCCGGGUGAUCCCAGUACU